AAAAGCUAACAUGACCAGUGGCGGGUACGAGCGUUGCGCGCCCUCGAUGCGUGUCCUUCACGGCCAUUCAUAUGUAAAUGAGCGGGGGUAUAAACCCGGCUCUCGCCCCCUCGGAGCCGCAUUGACGAGCCCAGACUCCCCGCAAGCCCGCGGCCAUCUGUCCCCCACCAACGGGCAGUAACGGCUCUCUGGAUUAAACACCCACCUCCGGUCCUCUGCGGGCUCCUGUGCGGCAGCGUCCGGGUCAAACUCCCCAACCAACAUGGCCCCCGUCCGCAGCAACGCACACGGUGAUGACUGCGGCAGGUCCGACAGGAAGAUGAGGAAGCCCCUGGUGGAGAAGAAGAGGAGAGCUCGCAUCAAUGAAAGUUUGCAGGAACUCCGAGUUCUCGUCGCGGAAACAGACUUGCAAUCAAAGAUGGAGAACGCGGAGGUGCUGGAGAUGACAGUGAAGCGAGUGGAGAACAUCCUGAAGAACAGGGCUCUAGAGAUGGAUGCAGUGAACCGGGAGGCCUGCGAGCGGUUUGCGGCGGGCUACAUCCAGUGUAUGCAGGAUGUGCACGCCUUCGUGUCCGGCUGCCCCGGGAUCGACCAGGCGGAGGCCGCGGAGCUGCUGAACCACCUCCUGGAGAGCAUGCCCCUGAACGAUGAGGACCAGCUCCGGUUGAUGCUGCCCGACGGCGGCCUGGCGGACUGCCCCCCCGGCAGCAACAGCACUUGGUCCCUGUCUGAGAGCUGUCUGGUGUCUCCGGCUCCGUCCACCACCUCCACCGACGACCUCUGCUCCGACCUGGAUGACACAGACUCCGAGCAAAGCCUUGUCUCUUCGUCAGAGGAGGCUGACGGCCAGGACGUGUCUUUAACUUACUCCAAGUCAGUGUGGAGACCCUGGUAGACCAUUUUCUAAAAAGGAGCAGCAUGUUUCAAAGUGUAGUAGAUGUGGGUUUUUUUAUAUUGUUUGUGGUAGGAUGUGAGUUAGGCCUCAGUAAAUAACGAAACACUGCGGAGAUUUGUGAAACUUGAUGGAGGGCAUUUUAGAAGCUCUUUGUAAAGUUAUUCUUGAACUACAAUUAUACAAAAAUGUAUUUAAAGUACGUAAUUAAAUGUGUUGUAGAGGUGAGGGUCUUCAUUUGGAAAUGUAUAGGCCUUGCCUUCUGUGAAGGGGGUAAAUGCAUAUGUAAAUAUUUACUUGUUGAAUAUGACUGGGCUGUAUAGAAGAUAGCUGUCCCACUAGAAAUUGAUUGUUAGCUGUGUGUAAAUUAUUUCAUAUUUAGUAUAUUUUAAAGGUUUUUUUUAUUGUGUUUGUUAUUAGGCUACUUCAUCUUGCUUUUCAUUAAACAUCUUUUUGACAAA
This is a messenger RNA of Hippoglossus stenolepis (Pacific halibut), 1353 nucleotides long. It is a transcript of the gene hes6, whose product is annotated as hes family bHLH transcription factor 6. The transcript is spliced from 4 exons. Gene Ontology annotation, molecular function: DNA-binding transcription factor activity, RNA polymerase II-specific; RNA polymerase II cis-regulatory region sequence-specific DNA binding; protein dimerization activity. The coding region runs from base 263 to 895 and encodes 210 amino acids. The record is from RefSeq and is a predicted model, not a curated record. Gene Ontology annotation, biological process: regulation of neurogenesis; anterior/posterior pattern specification; regulation of transcription by RNA polymerase II. Gene Ontology annotation, cellular component: nucleus. Lineage: Eukaryota; Metazoa; Chordata; Actinopteri; Pleuronectiformes; Pleuronectidae.